Penicillium mononematosum is the source of this 975-nucleotide messenger RNA. RefSeq lists its product as uncharacterized. The record is from RefSeq and is a predicted model, not a curated record. The transcript is spliced from 3 exons. NCBI's taxonomy places the organism in Eukaryota, Fungi, Ascomycota, Eurotiomycetes, Eurotiales, Aspergillaceae. Bases 1 to 975 code for a protein of 324 amino acids.
AUGACUCAAACAGCCCCCUUCCACCGCCGCUCCCCUUCUUCUCCUCAUGUAUCUAAGUCCAAGUCCACUCGUCCAGCUUUGCAUCGACGAGGAACAUCCGGUGUCAACGUUGCAAUCUCCAAAUUAGGCUCAGGACAAAAGGGAGCGAGCAAACCAUCUCCGUCUUCGGACGAUACCGAGUUUGACAUGGCCAGCUUCUUGAACUUUUGCGCCAUGUGUGAGAACCAGAUCACUGUCCCCAACAACAGUUUGUUAUAUUGUAGCGAAAGGUAUGUGUUGCCGCCGCAAAGACUCCUGCAAACCACUCUCAGCAUCACUACCAUCCAUGUCCUCAAUGUCUUCCACUACACCACCCACAUCCCCCCCUCUUCCCCACGCACCAUCGUGGCCCCAAUGACCCCAACCAGGGUGCCAAGCCACCCAAUCCCUGCCAUGCGGAUACCCAGCCACGUGCAUGAUGCCAAGUCAGAUCUUGACCCCACUGAAUGGAAGCCCGUAUUAGCCCGCAGCGGCUCAUCCCUGGCCUCCUCCGAAGCAUGGAACUAUCUCUCCCAGUUCCACCGCGGCAUCGAGCCCAUGCUCCCCCGACCCGUCCAACGCAGCAGCUCCAGCCUUCCAGCCCUGGCACACAGCCAAAGUCACGUGCCCAGUCUGACGAACACCCCGUCCACCGUGGCUUCGUCCUUCAGCAGCACCGCCUCCGACUACCUGGGCAUGUACGAGGCUCAGCGCCCGCUGCCACCGCGCCACAACCCGUACUUUGCCGGUACGAGCGUGCACAAGGGCGUCGAGCUGGUUGUCCCGCAUAUCGCUUCUGCGAAUGAGGAUCUUGGCCCUAUUGUCUCGGACAGUGGCUCGAUCUUCCCUGCUAGCAGUGCUGUGUGGGAAGAUAGCUCGUGUGAGAAACGCUCUGCUCCUAUCUGCAUGGCGCGGGGUAUUGGCGGCCGGCCCGCUGAGACUUGCGUGAAGAACUGA